CGCCGCUUCUUAACGGGCGCGUCGCGGGCGCGGCGGGAGCGCUGAGCGCCGGCGGGGCCGCUGCCACUGUCACACCGGGACACUGUCGCGACAUGAGCGAGAGACAAGGAACCGGGGCUACAAAUGGGAAAGACAAGACGUCUGGUGAGAAUGAUGGGCAAAAGAAGGUCCAAGAGGAGUUUGACAUAGACAUGGACGCGCCAGAGACAGAGCGGGCGGCCGUGGCGAUACAGUCCCAGUUCAGAAAAUUCCAGAAGAAAAAAGCUGGCUCCCAGUCCUAGUAGCUACCUCACAGCUCAAAACAAAGUAAUCCUGAGAUGAUUUAUCAAGAUCAGAAAUAACACAAAGAUGCAUGUACAGAAAUUAUCAAUAUUUAAAACCCCAUUGGCAGAUAACAACCCAUGAGCUUGUGUGCGACUUCAUCCCAGAUGUUUCACGCCCAUUAUCCUCUGUAACUCACCAUUUUACUUGAUGUUGUAAUAAAAAGUUAGGGUGAAGUAAUUAAAGUGUCUGCCUUCAUCUGUCUUUCCAUAUUAAUCCAGCAAGUGCAGCGUUACAAAUGAACCCAGCCCAGAUGCCUGUUUCCCUCUCCACCUAAAGCUCAGAGUCGUAACAGCACCGUAUGUUGCAGGAAUUUUUGCUGAGGGAUGAGAUAGAUGCAUCUCAGCCCUGCUUCCCUCAUUUGGAGACUUCCAGCUGCCAGCAAAAUGUGAAAAUAAAAUGACUUUCUUGUAAUGAGUUGAAAGUAAAUAAAAAAGAAAAGAGAAAAGUUGCAGACAGAAGCUGGCAUGAGGGGUGUAGGAAGCAGGGAGCAGUUUAUUUUUGUCUUGCAAGUGUGUCAAUGAAGUGGUUUGAGUGGGGAAAUUGUGCCUGUCCUUCCUCUUUGCAUGAUAACAUUCAGAGAUCUUGGACCACGUUGACUGUUAUGGAAAGAAAAUAAUAAACCAGACACAAAAUACCUUUGGAAA
Molecule: messenger RNA, 968 nt
Organism: Melospiza melodia melodia
Lineage: Eukaryota; Metazoa; Chordata; Aves; Passeriformes; Passerellidae
Gene: PCP4
Product: Purkinje cell protein 4
Exons: 3
Coding region: 93-281 (62 amino acids)
Cellular component (GO): cytoplasm
Molecular function (GO): calcium ion binding; calmodulin binding
Source: RefSeq, a predicted model, not a curated record